AUGGAUUCUGCAGAGAUGGUCACCCCUACUUUGAAGCGUAUAUUGCUGCCGAUAGCUGAGAGUCCAAGAGAAAAGAAAUGCAGAAGUACGGGACAAAAUGCAGUGGCUUCAUCUUCAGUCGUGGUUGACCUUGUGGCUGAUGAUGUGACCGUGAAUCAGAAGGGUCUGGCCUUGCCUGCUGAUGUCGUUGUUCCUGCACCUUCACAGAGCAAACUCGUGGCCAUUUGUGGCAGGCUGAUUCCUGAACACUACCUCUCAGACGCACAGCACAAUUUUGACUGUGACUGUCCUCUUUGCAUAGAUGGACAGGAAAUUCGAGACAAGGAGCUUGGAGGGCUCUUCUCAGCUUUGCCCAUUGUCCUAGAUGAGGAUGAGUCCAAAGAGAAAGAGCGCAACGCUUGUCUUGAGAAAAUCAGGAAGUCCAUUGCAUCUAGGUUCAUGGAGAUUGAAGAUGCUCGGGCUAUGGACAAGGAGAAGCGUGAUGCUCUCUUUGAAGGCUUCGAGACUCAUGUAGCAAGGCUGAAGGAGAUUCAUGGUCGGGAUCUUGAAUUUGCUCCGUGGCCAGCCUUAUCGCCGCAAUGUCUGAAAUUGGAGACCACGGAUGACAAUGUACCUGCCAAGCGGAAGGGGUCAAAUGCCAGUCUGAAGUCCACAAGUUCCACAGAGAAGUCUGACAUUGCUCCCCAUGAAUUCUUCUACCUAUGCAAAGACAGCACUGUUUGGACAGUUGUCCAGGUUGGAGUCUUGAAAGGGAAGGCAGUGGAGGAUCCACAUCAGGGUUAUCGCAACUACCUGGCCACCAAUGAAUGGUGGACAUUUAAGACAGCGUUCAGCCAGUGGUACACCAAGAACUGGUUUGAGAAGAAGAUUCCAAGACACUUUGGAGAUGACCUGUCUUUAAUCCUGGUCCUGAUUGGGCUGUUUCGUCUCCGUGGUGAGCAAGCCUGGAAGGGAAAUGAAGCUUUGCAAAAGCUCACCAAAAGCUUGGUUCACUGCUUUUGUCAACACUGUGAGGUGGCCAUUGAAGCUGCGAUGCAGAAGAAGUGUCCUGACCCGACAGUUUCGAGUCGGAAUCACCCAUUCCUCAUGUCGUCGAGAAGGAAGGGGUCAAAGGCAUUGUCUUUGGCUUUGGUCUCUCGAUUCUGUUGUCGUGGUGGUGGAUUUGUAUCAUCCAAGUCUGAGUUGACUCUACAAGACUUGAACAUCGUGCCCAAGAACAGCAGCCUGAGUUCCAAGACUAUGUCUGAGUUUGUGUGCCGUGCAUUGCUAACAACUUGCAAUUUCUGCUCGCAGUACAUUGAGUCGGCCAGACUGAAAGUGAUCAAUCUGGCAAUGGAUGGUGCCAGUGUUGGUGGUGAAUCUGUGUUAGCUGUGAUCCUGCGCUUGAAUGGGCAUCAUUUGGCUGCCCCCACACAAUUGCUACCUGCCGGUUCUGACCCUGGACAGACUGAGCCAGCGUUGGCAACCUUCACUGAGGCCAUGAAGGUAGCUGGAACAACUCCUGAGGGUCAGGUGGUCAAGAUCCCCAAGACGUUGUUUGACUGGAAAGAAUAUCGCCAAGCCACAAAGGCUUAUUUGGCUGCUCUCGCAAACAGCCUUCGAAACAUGCUUCCUACGGGAUGGAAUCUUUCCAAGUGCAUUCCACAGAACAUUUUGACCCCCUGUGGACGUGGUUCUGACCGCCUUCCCAUGAUUGCUUUUGAGAAGGAGAUGUUUCGGUGUGAUGAUGACAUGGAAUUAUUCUUCAACUAUGACUGGAACACCUUCACAGCCCAGCCGCAGUUCUAUUUGGACGAGUCCUUCCACAGACUGAUCUAUAGUGCUGAUGAGGGUACAGAAGAAGCUAGCCAGUAUAAUUAUUAUGGCUUUCUCGCAUUUUUACAUCUUGCGAACAGCCAUGCAUAUUGCCUGAUUUGGCCGGACGUAUUUCAUAGAGUGUCUCGGCGAGUUGCUGCAGCACUGGGUCACCAUUCGUGUCUGGAAAUCAAGGGUUUGCUCAAGAAAGCAAUGAAACUAUUCAGAUUUGGCCGGGCUCCCUUCAACACUGGCCGAUUUGGACAAAAAAUCAUGGAAUCCAGGCAAGAGCUCUUGGCUGCUCUCAAGGAUGGCCGUGCAGAUGAGCUCAUGGAGAUGUGGAUUUCUGGGGUUGCCCGAGAUCGAGGAGCCAACGUAUUGGCAGAUGACAGCAAUCAGAACAAGUUGCGGUCUGUCAUCAUUGUGAUGAAGCCACUUCGUGAGUACUUGGGACGGACUGAUGCAGAGAUGCAGCGAAAGCCCAACGCGUCUGUCUCACAGGUGGUUUAUUUGGCAAGUGGCCGCACUGUUCAGAAGCUUUUGUCGACCACAAUCUCCGAAUCAGUGAGGCUCAAAAACCUUGAGUACAUUGGCGCUCUUGAGACAGAUGAGGAGGGUCAGGAUUUGCUUCGCCUACAUUCACAUUUGUUGCUCUCCACUUUGUCAGCCACAUGCGACCUGGAUGCCACCCACCGAGCACUUCCCUGGCGCACAGCUUGUGCUCUUGACAGGAGUCAGCUUUCAUCAUUGCUAGAGUUCAUGCAAAACGAGUGGACCUUUGUCAAGACUGUCAUUGACCCAUUGGACUCAAAGGAUGUGUUGUGGAAGGUAUUUUCCCACACUAGAUGGCAAAUCUACAGAGAUGUUCUCACGAAAGCAGAGCAUUUUGGAUUUGAUGCAUCCAAAGUGGCAGCAGGACACACGAGUACAAGACCGUUUCUGGACUCUGUGCGUGUUGCCCUGGGGCUAUCCUCCAAAGAUGAGAAGAGUUCUGACAGCCUGCUCAGUAGCCUGCACUGCGAACUCCUGUUCAACGACAUGCGCGACGCCUGCAGAAGACACCGAAAGGCUGAGUGCCAAGCUGCUGGAAACUUUCACUCCAUUGCCAUGAAGUCAGUGGCAACUCGUGCAAGUGGGUGCUCAACUGUGACAGUGGCAGAUUCUGAUUGGGCCCAGGCCAUACCCAAGAAGCAGGUACAAUCUCAGGUACAUUCAGCCCUCAGACUAUCAGACAGGACACUCGGCAUACCGACAGCAGGUCUGACAAAGUGCAAGGCUCCGUUGUUGACGAAACCUCACAUCCUUUGCCAGCGGCUUCAGCUCUUGAAGAUUUUGCAGCGAACCUUCCAGAAUACGAUGGCUCAACCGAGGAGAAAAAGGAGGCUGCGCUGGCUGUCUAUCAUGAUCUCUGGGUGA
Messenger RNA from Durusdinium trenchii, 3210 nucleotides. Lineage: Eukaryota; Dinophyceae; Suessiales; Symbiodiniaceae. The record is from the annotation of a GenBank genome assembly.